UUGGGAUGGUUCAAAUCAAAUGCGGAAGUUUACACCCAGAACCCUGCCUACCACCACCGCGAAAAAUGAGGAUUGCAUGACAUUUGUGCAGUACCAAGACCAGGGUGCUAGUGAGUCCCCGUUAAUAACGCUCAAGACCGCGUCGCAAAGCUGGAGUUAAACUUUCAUGGCUUCCCUCGUGAGCUCGGACCGACGGGCUUUUGCUCUAAAAAUCAACAGGUACACUUCUGCGGAGAUCCGACGUAACUUUGGUGGGGCCCAAGGAGCGCAUAACAGCAGAAGGAACUCGAACACCUCAGCCUCAGUAUGCUUCACUGUGCCCCAGUCGUACGAGGCGGUGGAGCCCCUAGACCUGGAGGAGUUCCUCAUGUCCCAACUGCAGAGUGGAGACCAGGCCCUGAUGCAGGAGCUGGGCGACUUCCCCAACGAUGACCUGCAGGUGGAGCAGGUGGAGAAGCAGUGUCGCACCGUCCGACACUCGGUGCCUGAGGACGGGGUGGAGUUGGAUUCACAUGUGAGGGAGUGUGUGCAGAGUUACAUUCAACCCUGGCUGGUUGUCUCCCGAAGGUGUCAAGGAGAUGGCUGGACCGCCUAUUCUGAGAGGGCCGGACUUCACAAGCUCCUCCAGAAACAAACCUUUGAGUCUGAUGUUCAGCAAGAGGGCCAAGACACUCCCGUGAAGUCCCCUUCGCUGGCAGGCCUCAGUGAGGACGCUGGGCGAACUCUGACCUCGUCUGACUUUGACCUGCGGUGUUUGACCCCUGACCCCCGAGUAGAGGGGCUGCUGAGGUUCAGCACCCCGGAGGAGCUGGACCGCCUCAACCACGAGGCGCGGCAAGCGGGGCGCCACCCGGAGCUGUUUGCCCUCUACCCCCCAGCAGAUGAGGAGGAGGCAGUGGAGAUCCGUCCCAUCCCAGAUUGUCCCAAAGAACACAUGGGGGACCGCAUCCUCAUUCGAUGUCAGAGCAUGAAGUUUGAAAUCGAUAUUGAGCCGUUAUUCGCGACCCUGGCCUUGUACGACCUUAAGGAGAAGAAAAAGAUCUCAGAGAACUUUUACUGUGACCUGAACCCCGACCAUCUGAGGGGUUACCUCAAGGGUCACACCCCCCAGGUGGACCACUCCAGCCUGGCCAGGUCUGCCAUCUUCUCCGUCACGUACCCCUCACCGGACAUCUACCUGGUCAUCAAGAUUGAGAAGGUUCUUCAACAGGGGGAGAUCAGCGACUGUGCUGACCCUUACAUCAACUUGCGGGAGAGCGACCAGAAGAACAAGGACAAGUUGGACAAGCUGCGGGGCCAGGCGGAGACGUUCUGCCACCGGCUGGGCCGGUACCGUAUGCCCUUUGCCUGGGCCACCAUCAACCUCACAGAGAUCAUCAACAGCGCCACGCCAGAGCGCGACUCCGUGGAUACGGACAGCCUCAAAGGAGGGAAAAGCAACAGCAUGGACAGAAGAGCACAACUUCCCCGGCGGAACUCGGAGCGGUACGCUACCUUAGAUGAUCAACCCUGUAUCCUGUCGGGCUUCAAACCUGCAACCAUCACCAUCAGCACAAUCUUCAGACAGGAAGGGGACCGCCUAAGUGACGAAGACCUCCUCAAGUUCUUGUCUGAGAUUAAGAAGACAUCGGCCCCCCAGAGGAGAGUCAGGACUAUACCAGGUAUCAUUAAGCUGGACAUCUCGCCGUUCCAUGACAUGCCCCAGGCGUGUCUGUCCAGCGAGCUCAUUCCCCUGGUGCCGGUGGCUGAGAAGAACAUCCGACCAAUCAAGGAGGUCCUAGAGUUUCCUUCCAGUGAGGUCUACGUCCCUCACAGCAUUUAUAGGAACCUUCUUUUUGUCUACCCUCAGAGGCUAAACAUUGUCAACAGACUAACAGCACCACGCAACAUCACCAUCAAAAUCCAGUUCAUGAGCGGAGAGGACUCAAGCACCUCUAUGCCGGUCAUUUUUGGGAAAUCAAGUGGCCCGGAGUUCCUACAAGAGACCUAUACCACAGUGACCUACCAUAACAAGUCUCCAGACUUCUAUGAGGAGGUGAAGCUCGCCCUGCCCGCCCAGCUGACUGAGAGGCACCACCUGCUGUUCACCUUCUACCACAUCAGCUGCCAGCAGAAACAGAACCAGCCCAGCUGCGAGACCCUCAUAGGAUACUCCUGGCUGCGCAUGCUGAAUACCGACAGACUGCAGACGGGACAGUACUGUCUGCCCAUCGUCCUGGAGCGCCUGCCCCUCAACUACUCUCUGCACUCCCCAGAGAAAUUACCUCCCCAGAUUCCUCCAGUCAAGUGGAUGGACAGUCACAAAAGUCUGUUCAACGUGGAGAUCCAGGCGGUGUCUUCCGUGCACCCACAGGACAACCACUUGGAGCGCUUCUUCACGCUGUGUCGCGCCCUGGAGGGCGGAGUCAGCUUCCCGCUGCGCGUGAAGGAGGAGAAGAUUCCCGAGAACAAGCUGGAACAGGAGCUGAAGCUGAGCAUCGUGUCCCUGUCCUCGUCCCGCUUGGAGCCCCUGGUGCUCUACCUCCACCUGCUGCUGGACAAGCUCUUCACCCUCAUCAUGCAGCCCAUGGUCAUCGCAGGCCAGACCGCUAAUCUGGCGCAGAUAGCCUUUGAGUCUGCGGUGUCCAUCGUCAACAGCCUUCACAACAGCCAGGAGCUGGCCAGAGACCAGCAGGGCAGGAACGAGCUGUUGUCCACCUACCUCUACUGGGUCUUCUGUCUGCCCCGUUCCCCCCGGGACGUACAGGGUGCAGCAGCAGGUUCUGUGCAGCCCUCUUCGGAGGCCCGCUUCAGCACCAUGGGCCGGGCCACGGCCAGCACCAUCGGCACCAUGCUGCUCCAGUCCCGCUUCCGCAGCAGCAGCAACCCGGACAUCCCCGGAGCCCCACCCUCCCCCGAGGACGCAGAGGUCAACCACAUCCUCAACUCUAAGGGCCAGAACAACCCAGGGAGCCGCAUGUCCACCUACGUGGACGCUAACACUCACUCCCAGAGUGCCACAGGGGGCACCAGGCCCUCCAGCAGAAAGCAGUUCCACGAGGAGCUGGCCCUGCAGAUGGUUGUGAGCACCGGCGUGUGCAGGGAGAACGCCUACAAAUACGCCUGGUUCUUCUUCGAGCUGCUGGUGAAGAGUAUGGCACAACACGUCUCAAAUCUAGAGAAAGGCAGAAUGCCACGACAGAGUCGGUUCUCUGAUCGGUUCAAAGAUGAUAUCACCACCAUCGUGUCCGUGGUGACCGCUGAGAUCGCCACCAUCCUAGUCAAGCAACAAAAGGAGCAGGAGCAGGCAGAGAAAGUAAAUAUCAGCCUGGCCUUCUUCCUGUAUGACCUGCUGUCUCUAAUGGACAGAGGCUUCGUAUUCCAUCUGGUGAAGAACUACUGUAACCAGAUGUCAUCCAAGGGUAUUCUAAUGCCCACGUUGAUCAGCAUGCGCUUGGAGUUCCUGCGCAUCCUGUGCAGUCAUGAGCACUACCUCAGCCUCAGCCUCUUCUUCAGUAGCCCAGCCUCUGCUCCCGCCUCCCCCUGCCCUUCCAUCUCCUCACAGACCUCCAGCUCAUACAGCUACCAGGAGCAGCAGAGGAUUCUGGGACUUUUUGAACUGACUCAGGAGUUCAAGCAGCAGCACUAUCUCACUGGUCUGCUGUUGACAGAGCUCAGCGCUGCACUGGACAUGGAGUCAGAGGGGGGAAAGGUACAGAGGAAGGCAAUCAAUGCCAUCUACAGCCUGCUGUGUGCCCACGACCUAGACCAACGCUGUGUGAAACCUGAGGUCGGAGCAAAGGUCGCUGCGCUCUACCUCCCCCUAGUGGGCAUCAUCAUCGACUCCAUCAAUUACCUGGACUUCACAGUCUCCGAAGCGCGCAGCGGGAAAAACAAGACUGGCGGACCUGACGACGACCUGGAAAAUGUCCCUCCUAUCAAUCAGUCUGUCGCCAUGGCAAUCGCUGGGAACCCUUUCAACACCCUGGGGAGAAGUGCUCUGGUUUCCAUGGCAUCCGUCCAAAGUAAGUCAGUGGCCACGCUGGCGGCGGACACGAGCCGCCACCUGCUGGUGUGUUUCCUGUGGGUGAUGAAGAACGCGGAGAGAGGCCUGAUCCAGCGUUGGACGGUGGACAUGCCCUCCUCCCAGCUCAACCGCCUGCUGGAGCUCCUCACCAUCUGUGUCUCCUGCUUUGAAUACCGGGGUAAGCAGAGCAGUGACAAGGUGAGCAACCAGGCGCUGCAGAAGUCCCAGCAGGCCAAGCUGCAGCUGGAGGAGGCCCUGCUGAGAGGCAUGGGCGCGCGGGGAGAGAUGAUCAGAAGAGUCGGAGGAAUGGAACGGACAUUGGGUCAGAGGGAAAACCUACGCUGGAGGAAAGACCUCACUCAGUGGAGACAGACCAACGACAGGCAGGACAAAACAAAAGCCGAGUUGGACCAAGAGGCUGUCAUCAGUGGAAACCUGGCCACCGAGGCUAACCUCAUCGUGUUGGAUCUGCUGGAGACCAUCGUACAGGCGAUGCCGCUGGCAGACUGUAAGGACAACGUGACGGGUGGGGUCCUCAAAGUGCUGCUCCACUGCCUCACCUGCAACCAGAGCUCCAGCUUCCUCUCACACGCCUUCAGCACGCUGCGAGCUCUCCUAAUCAAGUUUGGAGACCUGCUGUUUGAGGAGGAGGCUGAGCAGUGUGCAGACCUGUGUCAGAAGGUGCUCCAGUACUGCAGCAGUCCAGUGGAUGAGAACAGGAGCCAGGCCUGUGCCACCCUCUACCUCAUCAUGAGAUACAGCUACAGCAACGCCAGCAACUUCUCCAGGGUGAAGAUGCAGGUGACCAUGUCCCUGGCCUCGCUGGUGGGUCAGUCGUCUGACUUCCAGGAGGAGUAUCUGCGGCGCUCGCUGCGCACCAUCCUGGCCUACGCUGAGGAGGACGGCGAGAUGAGGAACACGCAGCUGCCCUCCCAGGUGGAUGAGCUACUGCGGAACCUCAACAGCAUCCUGUCCGACACGGUGAAGAUGCGGGAGUUCCAGGAGGACCCGGAGAUGCUCAUGGACCUCAUGUAUAGGAUAGCCAAAGGCUACCAGACCUCGCCCGACCUGCGUCUGACCUGGCUGCAGAACAUGGCGGAGAAGCACAGCAACAGGAAGUGCUACACGGAGUCGGCCAUGUGUCUGGUGCACGCAGCCGCCCUGGUGGCCGAGUACCUGAGCAUGCUGGAGGACCACAAGUACCUGCCUGUGGGCAGCGUCACCUUCCAGAACAUCUCCCCCAACGUGUUGGAGGAGUCCGCUGUGUCUGAUGACAUCCUGUCUCCGGAUGAGGACGGCGUGUGCUCCGGCCGCUACUUCACCGAGAACGGCCUGGUGGGGCUCCUGGAGCAGGCCGCCGAGCUGUUCAUCAACGGGAGUCUGUUCGAGACGGUGAACGAGGUGUACAAGAUUAUCCUUCCCAUCCUGGAGGCGCAUAGAGACUUCCGAAAGCUGGCCUCCACUCACGAUAAGCUGAAGCGGGCCUUCGACAAGAUUAUUGAGAAGGGCCACAAGAGGAUGUUCGGUACCUACUUCCGGGUCGGUUUCUACGGAGCAAAGUUUGGGGAUCUGGAUGAGCGGGAGUUUGUUUACAAGGAACCAGGGAUAACACACCUGCCGGAGAUCUCUCACAGACUGGAGAACUUCUACAGUCAGUGUGUUGGAGAGGAUUCCCUGGAGAUGAUCAAAGACUCCACCCCCGUGGACAGGAAGAAACUCAACCCCAACAAGGCGUACAUCCAGAUCACGUAUGCGGAGCCCUACUUUGACGACUACGAGAUGAAGGACCGGCUGACCAACUUCGAGAAGAACUUCAACCUGCGGCGCUUCAUGUUCACGACGCCCUUCACCAGAGCGGGCCGCCCUCGGGGAGAGCUCAGCGAGCAGUACAAGAGGAAGACCAUCCUGACCACCAUGCACGCCUUCCCCUACGUCAAGACCCGCAUCAACGUCAUCCAGAAGGAGGAGUUUGUCCUGACGCCCAUCGAGGUAGCCAUCGAGGACAUGCAGAAGAAGACGAGGGAGCUGGCUGUGGCCACACACCGAGAGCAGCCCGACCCUAAGAUGUUACAGAUGUUGUUACAGGGCUCCGUGGGAGCCACCGUGAACCAGGGCCCGCUAGAGGUGGCCCAGGUCUUCCUGAACGAGAUCCCUGCCGACCCCAAGCUUUACCGGCACCACAACAAACUGCGGCUGUGCUUCAAGGAGUUCAUCAUGAGGUGUGGGGAGGCUGUGGAGAAGAAUAAGCACUUGAUCGGGCCGGACCAGAAGGAGUACCAACAGGAGCUGAAGAAGAACUACAACCGGCUGAGGGAGAACCUUCGGCCCAUGUUGGAGAGGAAGAUCCCGGAGCUCUAUAAACCCAUCAUCAAGCCACGACUGGAGAACAGGGACUCCUUCAAACGGCUCAGUCUUCGCAGAACUCCAGAGGAAAACUCCUGAGAUGUCACUGCUCACCAGAGAAAAGAUCGAGAGAGUUAGAGGGGGGGGAGGGAUAGAUGGAGAGAGAAAAAAGGGAAAGGAGAAGACAACACAUGGAUGAGUUGGAAGAGGACCGGAAAAAGAGGGAAUCACUUUGGAAGGGGGUCAGAGCAGAGUCCGGGGAGAGUGGUGGUAUUUGCAGCAGCAAUUUAACUUCACUCUAAGUUCUAGUUUUGACUAGUUAUUCAAUUUUGCUGUCUUUAUCAGUUCUUCGUUUUGACAGUAUAAUAACAAGGGGAAACUUGGACCAACGGACGGAAUUUGCUUUCUCAUCCCAAUAUGUAGCGAUUCACUGUACAUUGAUACCUUCUGCUCCGAGCUGUCAAAUAUUUUUUGACGCAAAUGCAGAUGCAACCCCCUUAAUGCUGCAAACACCUUUGCUUGGGUGAUUCGAGUGGUGUGGAGUUGGACUCUGAGGUCCUUGCAGGCCCAGGGACUGCAUAUGUGCCAAGAUUGCCAGUGUCUCAUUCAUGCACACAUGCAUGUCUGAGACACGCACGGAUCUGUGUAUUCAAAAUUGUAUAAUAGAAUAUGAAUUAUUUUUGUCGUACUGAAGCCACUUUGUACCCAAUCAUGAUAACAGAUUAUGGUAUGUGAUCAAAAGGCCUUUCGUUUUUUAUUUCUUCUUGGUGGCUGCCAAUUGCGGAUGUUCCCAUCAAAGAGGCAAACCUGUGAAUGGUUUCGGUCACUGGAAAAAUCUACAGGAUUAUGUCGUCAACAGCAGAUUAGAUUUAUUUUCAUGUUGGGCAUAUCUGCCAGUGUAGAUAGUAGCGUUUAACUUAUUCAGAGUUUUCUUAUUUUGUCGUUUUUUUAACUGAUACAUAUAAUUUAGCUGAAGGUCUAAAUUGAAAUAGCUUAUUUAGAUCCACAAUGUAUCCAUAGUGUAAAUAUAUCAGAGGAUUAAAAAUUGUUUACUGAGGAAUAAACGUUGUUCAUUAUUAUUUUAUUACGACUCAUUUUAGAAGCAGUGCAGCAAAUUAUUUGAACGUUCUUCAUCUUCCACGAUCAAUAUGCACUUACUUAAAGGGGACCUAUUAUGCUUUUUCGACUUUUAUGACCUAUAAACGUUGUUAUAAUGAUUGAUAGUCAUGUUUAACCAUACUUAAGUGUCAAUUAAUGACGUACAUGCAUUUCGACGUAUUCCCUGGUGACAGUCUGGGGUGGCUGUGCAGAGCGCUAAACACUCGGGACAACGUUUGCGAUUCACUUGUUCACAUUUCCGGGAAAUCAUCUACGUAGAGGCACUCCUGCCACGCCCCCAUAUGCCUGGUCAAAUCUGCCUGUGCGCGCGCUUCAAGGAAGGUAACCAAUCACAAAGGAGUGGGGUUGGCAGGAGGGGGGCGAGGGGGCGGAGAAGGACGAAACCGAGCGUUGACAGAGAAUGCUGAAAGCGCCCAGAUGAGAGGAAGAGUUUCCCGAAAAUCUACAUUGUUUUUUGUGUAUGGUUAAACAUGACUAUCAAUCAUUAUAACAGCGUUUAUAGGUCAUAAAAGUCGAAAAAGCAUAAUAGGUCCCCUUUAAAAUACUUGGUGCGACAUUUAAACUGUUUGCUUUUUAUUGAUGAGGUUAGAAAAUCCUCCCAAAUAGAUUCUGCAACUCCAAAAAAUAGGCAGUUGGUAACUGUCGCAACUUUUAGACAAUUAAGAAAGGCCCCAUGAUGUAAAUGUAUAUUGUCCCUAUUAGGAAUUCCAUGAUGUGUUAUGUUUUAUUUUUAUUUUGUAUAUGUGUUUUAGUCCUGUCAUAUUGUAUUAACCUAAUGUGGAAUUGUAAUUCCUUGUAAUGCACAUGUCAUGGUCAUGCACUUGAAUAAAACAAUGUGCCCUCCUUG
Messenger RNA from Gadus morhua (Atlantic cod), 8315 nucleotides. It is a transcript of the gene dock8, whose product is annotated as dedicator of cytokinesis 8. Bases 167 to 6448 code for a protein of 2093 amino acids. Gene Ontology annotation, cellular component: cell leading edge. NCBI's taxonomy places the organism in Eukaryota, Metazoa, Chordata, Actinopteri, Gadiformes, Gadidae. Gene Ontology annotation, biological process: positive regulation of T cell migration; small GTPase-mediated signal transduction; positive regulation of establishment of T cell polarity. Gene Ontology annotation, molecular function: guanyl-nucleotide exchange factor activity. The transcript is spliced from 48 exons. The record is from RefSeq and is a predicted model, not a curated record.